This is a messenger RNA of Anthonomus grandis grandis, 2348 nucleotides long. Its product is annotated as pre-mRNA 3' end processing protein WDR33-like. Lineage: Eukaryota; Metazoa; Arthropoda; Insecta; Coleoptera; Curculionidae. Bases 241 to 2166 code for a protein of 641 amino acids. Gene Ontology annotation, molecular function: nuclear receptor binding; nucleosomal DNA binding. The record is from RefSeq and is a predicted model, not a curated record. The transcript has 15 exons. Gene Ontology annotation, biological process: negative regulation of DNA-templated transcription. Gene Ontology annotation, cellular component: SWI/SNF complex.
GCAAAUAUCUUUGAGGUUCCUAUUUAGGGUUUUCUUUGAAGUUUUAGGAUUUUGAUUUUCCAUUCAAGUGUUUGGACUAUCAUUUUUUGGAGUUUUGUUGUGUUUGUGUUAUUGGUUGGUGAUUUGGCUCACACAUUAGUACUGCUUUAAUUGAAAAUUUAGGAAGUAUUAUCUUGGACGUAAGAUCCCGUAAAGAUUGUUUAAUCCUACCCUAAAACUGAAGGAACAACAGUGACUCUAAUGGCGCUUCCAGCAAACUAUAAACAAGCAGCUAUUCAGAUGGCCACCCCACAAGCUUCAAAUCAUUUGAUGUCGGCUGGCGCUCCCGUGACUUUCAACAUUCUGAAAGAGAGACUCAAAGCUUCAGGGGGAUCCGGAUCAUCUUCUCACAAAGAAACAAAUCCCUUUAUUUCUACACCAUCAACGGGAAACACAGGUUUUAUUCCACAGAAAGUGGGCACUGGCAAGGGGAAAACGGAGACUAAGUUGCUAAAAGCACCUAAAGCACCCGAAAAACCUCUUAUGCCCUAUAUGAGAUACAGUCGUAAAGUAUGGGAUACCGUUAAAGCUCAAAACUCGGACUUAAAGCUAUGGGAGAUCGGCAAAAUCAUUGGUUCAAUGUGGAGGGAUCUCCCAGAGGAUCAGAAACAGGAGUUUAUUGAAGAGUAUGAAAUUGAAAAGUUAGAGUACGAGAAAAGUCUGAAAACAUACCAUAACUCGCCAGCAUAUCAGGCUUAUAUUCAAGCCAAAAAUAAGGGAAAAUCUGCAGCCCAAGGAACUGAUGGAGACACUCACGAAAGAGUGUCAAGUUCAUCGAAGCAAUCUGCAGACAGAAGAAUUGAAAUUCAACCUGCUGAGGAUGAAGAAGACCAAGAUGAUGGAUACUCGGUAAAACAUCUUGCCUAUGCCAGAUAUCUCAGAAACCACAGGCUAAUUAACGAGAUUUUUUCGGAUUCUGUCGUUCCCGACGUACGAUCAGUAGUGACUACUGGGAGAAUGCAAGUUUUAAAGAGACAAGUACAGUCACUUACAAUGCACCAAAAGAAGCUUGAAGCCGAGUUGCAACAGAUCGAAGAGAAAUUCGAGGCCAAAAAGAGAAAAUUCGUUGAGAGUAGCGAGCAGUUCCAGGAGGAACUGAAAAAGGUAAAGCACUCCAAACCUGCAGUUGACGAAGACACUUUCAUAAAAAUGGUAGAAAAGCAGUAUGACUUACUUAAAAAAGAACGCACCAAAGGAACCCACGAGGAACCUAAAAAACCGGUCCUUAAUGGAACCGCUGAACUUUCCGCAUCCGCCAAUGCUUAUGCACAGCAAAACGGACAAGCGGAGCCUGAACCCAUGGACACUUCACCAGCGGGUUCCGCUGGAUCCCCACAAGCGUCUAGUGUGUCACCCAAAGAGCCUCCAGAAAAAUUAGAAGCUGGCCCGAGGGCUCAAUCUCCUCAACAACCGCCACGUGCCUCUCCUGGCCCUCAACCUAUGCAGGGUCCUCCAGCACCUCAACUUCCACAUUCGCCAUAUGGAGCGCUACCUGGUCCACAUGGAGCACCACCACAUGGAGGAGGUUUACCUCUUAAUCACCAUGGACACCCAGCUCCACCCCAAGGUUCGAGCGGUUCACCAGGUGUGCCGUCACCACACAGUGGACCAACUGGAUCUUCAGCUCACCCGGGACAUCCACCCCCAACACAAGGUCCAGUUCCAUCACAUCCAGGACCCAUGAUACCGCCAUCGCAACCUUACCCGCAGCAAUACCCUCAUCAAGGGUCUCCAACACCACACCAACAAGGGGUACCUUUACCAGCUAGACCACCACCACAUCAAGGUUAUGGUUAUCCUCCUGGACAACAACCGGCAGGAUAUGCUCCUCACCAACCAGGUUAUCCGCCUCAACCAGGCCAGUAUCCUGGUUACGGCCAUUAUCCUCCCCAAGGAUAUCCUCAAUAUCCACCGCAGGGUCGUGCCAAUCCCUACACCCCUUCCUCACAUGAGGGAUCUCCCGAUCCAGCAGGAGGAUCUCCGCAGGGAACGCAACCCGGCCCGUAUCCCGGACCGGAUUCCUCUCAGGGGUCCGGUAAGAGCGAGGACCAAGGUAAGGGAAGAAAAAAGAAACCAGCGGGAGCGACAAAGAAAAAGAAGAAAAGUAGCCCCGCAACUGAGAAUUAAAAGUUUUAGUUUUAGGUUCAUACAUUGUAAUUUAGUACUUAGGCAUCAAAAAUUUAUUAUUUAAGUAUUCCUAGUGUACUUUAAAGGAUUACUGUAUUGUCAUAGUUAUAGAUAAAUGGAAUAUAAUAAACAUUUAGGCUUAAAUUAUUCUUGUAAUUUUUAAUAAAAAGGUAUUGAGACAG